AUGGAACCAUCUAGUUUAGAGGAAAAAAAGCCAAAAGUAUGUCGGUCACAGAGAGGUUGCUACUGGUGUCGUGUAUCCAAAAAGAAAUGUACGGAAAAACGCCCUAUAUGUGCUCGGUGUGAGCUAGGAGGGAAACAAUGUAUUUGGCCACAGAGCAUCGAUGGAAAGACUUUCAUUAUCAACGGAGAACCUUGCAAGGUCAGGAGACCCGAAGUGAAAGUAAGAAGCAGAGAAGGGUGUUUUCAAUGUCGUCAGAGAAAGAAGAAGUGCCCUGGUAAUCGACCACAGUGCAGGCGGUGCGCACUUCGGAACGAUGAUUGCCACUGGCCCGAGUUCCACAACCAAUCUCUUGCCAACUACGAGUAUCAGCAGAAAUCAAAACCGAACUUACCUAUUUUGCAAAGAACUGAGGUCUUGGGAGAUGUUCGAAGGCUUCCAGAACCACUAAGCCCACGAGUCUUCGUCAAAGAGCUCUUUUUCAACAUCUUUUUCAAUGUUGCUAUUACCUCGCUUAUUCCACCUAGCUCAAUGUCAGAGAUUUCUGAACUGACAUACCGUGAGUCCAUUGAGAGCUCGAUGGUAAAGAAAGUCAUAAUCUCGUAUAGUGCAGCCCUACUAGGUGAAAAACUGACUCGAGAUUUGGUGGAGGAAACAAAGCAAGAAGCCAUCAACGAGAUGUUGCUAGAAAAGGACUCACAGUCUGUCAGGAAACAAUUAUCCAAGCUCCAGUGCUCAACCAUUCUCAUGCUGCGCGACUUCCUUGUGGAGACAAACCCAUCUGUUUUGCUCCGCAACAUAAACUACGUUCUUGAGCAGAUACGUUCCUGCAAGAAUUUGAACAUCAAAAAUAUCCGGCUGUUUGUCGAUAGUUUCACAUACCAUCACACAGUUGGCAUUUUAUCAUGCACAAGAGAGUGCAUCGAAUACGUCCCAAACCCCUUUGUUCUCGAAAGUGAACUAAAACAGUUUUUUCCAGAGAGUAACAAUAUUUCGACAAAUCCGCUUCUGGGAAGGGCCUUCAAAUGUUUCAUCAGCGCUGCAAAAGCCUCAUAUAUUUUGAAGUCGCAAACUAUCGAACUGAAAGAUAUCGUGGACACAAUGCUUCAAAUUGAUGAGCAGCUGCAAGCCGAAUUGUAUUCCUACACCUCUUAUACAUCUGAUGACUAUACGCUUAAAAUGGUGGGUAUUGCAACACUGUGCGCCAGCAAAAUUCUCAUAACCAAGAGCUUGCAACCUGAUAUAUCUGCUAGCUCCAAAGAUAUACAUGAUAUCUUCACUAUAGGCUUCAGAUCAUUUGAAAGGAUCCCCGAGUUGCUCGACCACAUUGUCUGCGGGGGAAUAUGGGCUCUUUUUGUUCUUGGGAUUUGUGCUCAGCAAACCCGUCAUCAGCAUCAGGUUAAAGCUCAUAUUCAUUGCUAUUACCGCAGAUCGCACAAGCCUAAUCUCUUGAAUGUGCUUAAGCUACUGGAAUAUGUCUGGGACAAUAAACUGGGGCUUGAUAUACUGGAUGAUCACCAUGCUUUGUCAUACAUCACUCUUGCCUAG
This is a messenger RNA of Ogataea haglerorum, 1545 nucleotides long. RefSeq lists its product as uncharacterized. The record is from RefSeq and is a predicted model, not a curated record. NCBI's taxonomy places the organism in Eukaryota, Fungi, Ascomycota, Pichiomycetes, Pichiales, Pichiaceae. Gene Ontology annotation, biological process: regulation of DNA-templated transcription. Gene Ontology annotation, molecular function: DNA-binding transcription factor activity, RNA polymerase II-specific; zinc ion binding. The transcript has a single exon. The coding region runs from base 1 to 1545 and encodes 514 amino acids.